Messenger RNA from Leptopilina heterotoma, 2408 nucleotides. Its product is annotated as transcription factor IIIA-like. Lineage: Eukaryota; Metazoa; Arthropoda; Insecta; Hymenoptera; Figitidae. The record is from RefSeq and is a predicted model, not a curated record. The coding region runs from base 528 to 1814 and encodes 428 amino acids. The transcript is spliced from 5 exons.
CUAAUCAAAAAUGUUUUUUUAAUUUCUCAAAAAGAAUUUUCAUAAAAAUUAUUUUUCAGUUUAAAAAAAUAGAAAAGGAAAAAAAAUAUUCUUUUUUCAAAUUCAAAUUUCUAUUGAUUUCGCGCCAUUUUGAAAGUGACGCCAUUGCGCAAGCGCAAUUGUCAUUUCAACUUUUCAGGUUUGUGUAGGUUUAUGACACUUUUGACAAGUAAUAACAACAAUAUUUAAGUUUAUUUGGAAAUAUAUUUAAGAAAUAGAAAAAUAUGUUUGUUUAGAGAAAUUAUUAAUUAAUAUUUCGCAAAUGUUUGGGGAAAAAGGAGUAAUCUACGGAUAGUGUUUCACUAUAGAACAGCUUUAAUGAUUGGAACUGGUAAAAAGCAAAAAUUAACUCUACUAUUUACGUUUACACAGUUUUAUUCAAAAACCAGUCAAAUACUUUUUUAUCCUAUAAAGUGAAUUAUUUAUCUAAUCUCAAGAAGAAACUGAAGAAUAAACCGCAAAUUUUGCGGUUAAAAAAUUAAAAGGCAAUGGCCGAUAUUAUUGGUGAUAAUUCACUGAAUAAUGAAGAUGAGACAAGAUUUGCAAUUGAAUUUAUAAAUGUUCCAUGCCUCGAGGAGAAUUGUGAUAAAGAGAAAGAAUUGAAAAAAGAAUUUAUAAAUGAUGAAAAUUUAAUUGAUGUGUUAUGUACUGAUAAUCAAAUUAAACCUUACAAUUUGGAGAAUAAUGGAAAUAAUCCGCUUGGAGAUGAACAGGAAAUUGGAAAUGAUAAUGUUAAUAAUGAUGAUGAUCGUAUUGAUAUAGAAAAAAUUGAAAUUGAUGUUAAUAAAGUAUUUUUAAAAGAAUCAGGAGAGAAAAAAUGUAAGGAGAAAAAAUUUCGUUGCACGUAUCCUGGAUGUAAAAUUAAAUUUGCCAAACCUUCGAAACUAAAGAGGCACCUUUGUAUGCACACUGGAGAGAGACCAUUUGUGUGCAACUUUAAAGACUGUGAUAAAGCUUAUACGAAUAAUUCAUAUUUAAGGAGACACAAACUUACUCAUAGUGGAAUAAAAGAAACAUUUUUAUGCAAAUUUUGCAAGGCGACAUUUACGACGCAACAUAAUUUAAAACGUCAUUGUUCACGAAUUCAUGAAAAUCCCUUGGGACAUGAAAAAAAAUGUGACGAAUGCCAUAUUGUUUGUUUAACGAGGAAAUUAUUAAGCAAACAUAUGAAAAAGAUACAUAAACGAAAUUUGUAUCUUUGCAGUUUUUGUCCAAAAUCAUUUUCAGAACCCUGGUUAUUGCAACGGCAUCUCAAUACAAAUAUGCAUAAAAUAUUUAUAUGUAAAAUUUGUCAAUCAUCUUUUGAUAAACAUGCCGAUUUUCGUGAACAUAGAAAGGAGCACAUUGUCGUCUAUAAAGAGUUCACCUGCGACAUUUGUAAAUCGAAAUUCAAUCACAAGGGUAAUUUGCGUCUUCAUUUAAAGGGACACGAGAGUUCAACUAUUUUUGUUUGCUCCUACGCUGGUUGCAAUCGUGUUUAUAGUUUUCAACGUAAUUUAGAUACGCAUAUUGUUUCAUUUCAUUUGGGCAAAAAAUGGGAAUGUCAUUUGUGUCCAAUGAAAUUGUCAUCGAAACAAAAAUUAAAUGGUCAUAUUGAAAAAAUUCACAUUAAUCCCAUACCAAGAAAACCACAGCCAACGAAGGAAAAUCGUAAAAGACGAUGGGAUGUGGGAAUACCGAGGAAAAGUGCAUUAACAAAAAUUUGUGGCUUAAUAUUGCCGAAUGAAGCGGAAAAAUUAAUUAUUUAUCGGGACAUUAAAUGUGAUCGACCAUAAAGAAAAAACAAACAAUUGUGUUCAAAGAGAAGAUGAAAGGAUAAAAAAAGGGUAAAUUAUUUUAUUUAAAUUUUUUUAAAGUUCAAAAAUAUAUAAUAUAUUUUAUAUUUUUUCUAUUAAUUAUGUUUUUUAAUAUAUUUUUUUUUUUUUAAUUUAAAACAUUUUAAAUUAUGAAUAUUUGCCAAAAGAUAUCAAACACUUAGAAUUUCAUUUGUUUAAACUUUAAAGUUUACAUUUUGUUCUCAUUUUAUUCAGUUUUUUUAUUCAAUGUUAAAAUUUUAGAAUUCAUUGUCUAAAUGAAUUAGAUAGUCCUUUAGAUUGCAAGAUUAAAGUAAUUUUUAAUUAUUGUUUGAGUUCUUUAAUUUCGAUUUUUGGGGGGAUUAUUUUAAACUUGGAAUUGUAAAUAAAUAACUGAAUGUACAUAUUAAAAAAAGUAUAUAUGUAAUUUAAGUAAAUAAAUUAAUAGCAUUGAUACGAGAAUUGAAUCUCAUCGUGCUUAUUUUUAGGGCAAGUGUAGUUAAUCAGCUAUUAUUAUUAUUAUUAACAGACUGAGACAAAGAUAUUUAUGAUACUGUGCAGGUACAAAAACAAUUC